UAUAACUCCUAGAAGGAAUACACACACUCUUUUGCUACGGUGUCAGAUUGGUUUAAUCAUAAAUUGUAAAAGUUAUUUUCUCUAAAAGGAAUAAGCUGUAAAAGAAAUGAAAGCGUGGCGAGAUCUGUUUCUUUACUUUCUGGUGUUGAACGUAGCUGUGCAGUAUGUGACGUCUUUGGAAGAAGAGCUCACCGAUUCUAUUUUUGGUAACUUCCUCGACCCUCUGAACAACCUGUUUGACCAUAAGGAUGACGGCAAUCAAACAUUUGCCAAGUUCUCCCUCCGCAAGCCAUCCCAUCCUGAUGAUGACCUGUGCUACAUCAUUCAUGGCAAGCCUGAUUCCCUGACAGCCUGCACCUUCAACACCACCUCUAAAACCUUCCUUGUAAUCCAUGGCUGGACAUUGAGCGGUAUGUUUGAAAGCUGGGUGGCUAAACUGGUAUCAGCGCUAUAUGAGAGAGAGCAGACAGCCAACGUCAUCGUGGUGGACUGGCUCAACUCAGCCCAGAAUCACUAUGUGGUCGCAGCCCAGAACACCAAGGCAGUGGGACAGGAGAUUGCUCGCUUCAUUGACUGGAUUGAGGAAACCACCAACAUGCCUCUUGAUAACAUCCAUCUGAUUGGCUACAGCCUUGGAGCUCACGUGGCGGGAUUCGCUGGCAGCCAUGCAACCAAUAAAGUUGGACGAAUAACAGGUCUGGACCCAGCUGGUCCGGACUUUGAAGGUGAGCACGCCCACAGGCGCCUUUCCCCAGACGAUGCUCACUUUGUGGACGUCCUCCACACCUUCACGCGGGGCUCCUUGGGUCUCAGCAUUGGGAUCCAGCAGCCUGUAGGCCACGUAGAUAUUUACCCCAAUGGAGGCAGCUUCCAGCCGGGCUGCAAUCUCAGGGGGGCCCUGGAGAAGAUCGCCAACCUUGGGAUAUUUGCCAUUACUGAUGCAGUAAAGUGUGAACACGAGCGUUCGAUCCACUUGUUCAUUGACUCUCUGCUGAACGAGCAGGAAGCCGUGAAGGCGUACCGGUGCGGCAGCAAUGACAUGUUUGACCGGGGCAUGUGCCUCAGCUGCCACAAAAGCCGCUGCAAUACGGUGGGCUAUGACAUCAGCAAGGUCCGCAAGGCGCGCAACGUUCAGAUGUACACCAAGACACGAGCCUCCAUGCCUUUCAGAGUGUACCAUUAUCAGCUGAAGAUCCACUUCUCCAGCAAGGUGAACCGUUCAGAGAUGGAGCCCUCGCUGACCGUCUCACUGUACGGGACCAAAGGAGAGGCUGAAAACCUGGAGCUUAAACUAAAGGAGAAAAUAGCCACAAAUAAGACACAUUCAUUCCUGCUGGUGACGGAGAAGGAUAUCGGGGAACUCUUGAUGUUGAAGUUUAAAUGGGAGGAAUCAAAGGACUGGUCGACCUCCAACAUGUUGAAGAUGGUUUCUUCUUGGUGGUCCGGGGACUCAGACAGUGCUAACAUGGAAGUUCACAAAAUCCGCAUCCGAGCCGGCGAGACCCAGAAAAAGGUGGUGUUCUGCGUAAAAGACCCUGAUACUCAGAAUUUGACACAGGAGGUCACAUUUGUUAAAUGUAAGGCUGCAUGGAAGACCACUGCAAAACCACCCCCUAAAAGAGUACCUCUGGAGGAGCACUGACCAUGAGGAAAAGACCCCCACAGUUUAACUCCUGUCUGUCCAUUUCAGCACUUCAAAACAGCACUAAUUUAUACACCUGUAACUUAUUGUAUUUCUCAAAUUACAAAAAAACCCUUCACCACCUUAUAUGUAUGUGAAGUAUGUGUUUUAUUUAAAGCAAAACGUAUGUAAAUGACUGUAUAUUUUGUAAAGAGUUAUUUUUACUACAUGUAACUGUAACUUCAUUGUCGUACAAAAUGAAAGUAAAUUCUUUAGUGUCCAAACAGUUGGAUAACACUCAAAGUUGUCAUACUGAGAGGAUAUAACGUAAUAGUUCUGGAGAUAGUGAUGUCAGAUUGUGUAAAAAAAUGUCAUAUUUAUAACAAACACUGUGAAAAAUAAUGUACUCUGUGUGUCCAUGGUGUCCUGUAGACUGUUGUUACCAUGCCACUUCUCAAAGAGAGGUGGGUUUUACAUAUUAAGCUCUUCUAUGCAAUAGGGUGCAGUUUAUUAAACUUUAUGCACAGUAUUAUCUGACUAAUGCUUAACCUAACAGAGCAUUCACCACUGUGGCUCUCAGCACAACAACAUGUGACUGUGGGACCUGUAUCAGUGUGCCUUACUGUAAACAUUCGCCAGCAGCAAGCUGUCAUAAAUCAAACUUAUCUUAACCUUU
This is a messenger RNA of Scomber japonicus (chub mackerel), 2297 nucleotides long. RefSeq names its product lipoprotein lipase (gene lpl2a). Lineage: Eukaryota; Metazoa; Chordata; Actinopteri; Scombriformes; Scombridae. The coding region runs from base 107 to 1642 and encodes 511 amino acids. The record is from RefSeq and is a predicted model, not a curated record. The transcript has 10 exons. Gene Ontology annotation, molecular function: lipoprotein lipase activity; apolipoprotein binding. Gene Ontology annotation, biological process: lipid metabolic process.